GUCUCCUCCUCCUCCUGCUGAUGCAAGAGCUGAGCGCGGCGGCGAGGCGAGCAGGACGGGCUGAGCGGGCGAGCCGGGGCGAUUGACUUCCUGGGCGGUGUUGUGGGUUUUCCGCCGGGACGGGCGCUUCCGAGUUCCUUCCUUGACGGUCAGGGAGAGCCGUAGCCAUGUCGGGAGACGAGAUGAUCUUUGACCCUACUAUGAGCAAGAAGAAGAAGAAGAAAAAGAAGCCUUUUAUGCUUGAUGAAGAAGGUGGUGAUGCACAAACAGAAGAGAUGCAGCUAUUAGAAACAAAAGAAGUAGAGCCAGAACCAGCAGAAGACAAAGAUACAGAAGCUGAUGAAGAGGACAGUAGGAAAAAAGAUGCAUCAAAUGAUUUAGAUGACUUAACCUUCUUUAAUCAGAAGAAAAAGAAGAAAAAGACAAAAAAGAUAUUUGAUAUUGAUGAAGCUGAAGAGGGUCUGAAGGACCUAAAAAUUGAGGGUGAUGUGCAAGAAACAGUAGAACCAGAGGAUGACCUUGAUAUCAUGUUAGGAAAGAAGAAGAAAAGAAAGGCAGCAAAGUUUACAGAUGAGGAUGAAGUAUUAGAUAAAGAUGAAGCAUUGGAGGAUGACGACAGCAAAAAAGAUGAUGGAAUCUCUUUUAGCUCUCAGUCGGGACCUGCAUGGGCAGGCUCAGAAAGGGAUUAUACAUAUGAUGAGUUGCUGAAUCGUGUAUUUAACAUUAUGAGGGAAAAGAAUCCAGAUAUGGUAGCUGGUGAAAAAAGAAAAUUUGUCAUGAAACCUCCCCAGGUUGUAAGAGUAGGAACAAAGAAAACAUCAUUUGUUAAUUUCACAGAUAUCUGUAAACUAUUACAUCGUCAACCAAAGCAUCUCCUGGCUUUUUUGCUUGCAGAAUUGGGUACAAGUGGUUCAAUAGAUGGCAACAACCAACUUGUAAUCAAGGGAAGAUUCCAACAAAAACAGAUAGAAAAUGUCUUGAGAAGAUAUAUCAAGGAAUAUGUCACCUGUCAUACAUGUCGGUCACCAGACACAAUCUUGCAGAAGGACACCAGAUUAUACUUUUUGCAGUGUGAGACUUGCCAUUCGCGCUGUUCUGUUGCCAGCAUUAAAACUGGUUUCCAGGCUGUCACAGGCAAGAGAGCGCAGCUUCGUGCCAAAGCUAACUAGUUGGCUGGUUGACACUGAAAUUUUGCGAAGUGAUCUGAGUGCAAAUGGCUGGACAGGAUUACAACCUGAGUGGAUUUCCAAUGUAUUAAAACCAGAUAAUAAAAGCUGCUUUGCUUUGGGUUGGUCUAUGAGAUUCUUGCAAGAUCAGUUCCUCAAGCUGUUGACAACUGUCAAGUGUGAUGAGAAAGGAGGUGCUUUUUAAUCUGUUCAUAGAAUUCUGUAAAAUGCAAGAGAAAUUAAAGUUAUUAUAACAGUGA
Messenger RNA from Candoia aspera, 1426 nucleotides. RefSeq names its product eukaryotic translation initiation factor 2 subunit beta (gene EIF2S2). Gene Ontology annotation, biological process: formation of translation preinitiation complex; translational initiation; formation of cytoplasmic translation initiation complex. The record is from RefSeq and is a predicted model, not a curated record. Bases 168 to 1169 code for a protein of 333 amino acids. The transcript has 9 exons. Gene Ontology annotation, cellular component: eukaryotic translation initiation factor 2 complex. Lineage: Eukaryota; Metazoa; Chordata; Lepidosauria; Squamata; Candoiidae. Gene Ontology annotation, molecular function: translation initiation factor binding; mRNA binding; translation initiation factor activity.